Messenger RNA from Peniophora sp. CBMAI 1063, 474 nucleotides. The record is from the annotation of a GenBank genome assembly. Lineage: Eukaryota; Fungi; Basidiomycota; Agaricomycetes; Russulales; Peniophoraceae.
AUGCCGAAUAACCUACCCAGUUCAGGCGCGACGAGCCGACCCCGCCGGAGCUCGCUGACCGACAGGAACAUCGACAUCAUGCGCGAGCACUGCGACAAGGUCAUAUCGACUCCUAUUAACCAAGAAGAAGCUGUUGAAGGAGCGGAACCCGUGCGCACAAAUAGGCAACACUGGGAGGAGCACGUCAGCGACGAGAUCGAGGAGAGACUUCGAGCGUACAUCCGGACGCGGUGGAAAAGCAACCCAACUCGUCAAGCAAACCUGACGGAAGUUGUGCCGUUGCAGGAAGGCUCAGAAGAUAUUCUACUGGAAGACCUGCCAGCGGAACAGGAGAUUGAACUGAGGACGGCUAGCGCGUUCGCGUUGUCGCGGUCCCUCACCUCAGUUCAGCAGAACGGGACCGUUAAAGUAUCCGAAGGCGGGCCACGUCAAGUCCAAGAAGCUGUCGCGGGCUCAGUGCCUCUUCUGCGGUAG